AUGCUGUCCCUCAAAUCCCUCCUCGCCACCAUCACCGUCGCCCUCGCAGCCACCGCCAGUGCCCAGGACAAGAGAUGGUUCGAGGGCAAGGGCCAAAUCCGCAUGAUGUACAACAACGAUCCGUACCAGGACCUCGGCUGCCUCACCAGCGCGGGGAAGUGGACCGUCGACGAGCCGCUCUGCGGGACCUUUGAGGGCGUCUGGAUCAGAGAGUACAAUUUCAACCUCACUUCCCUGGAUCCCGGGUCCGGCCCUUGCGGAGCGGUCAAGGGUCCAUUGACUUUUACGUGUGGAAAGGAUGUACAGCCGUACUCGUUCGGUACUCUUGGACCCAAUGUCCCCAGACAGGGCCUCAUGGCCCUCGUCAUCGGUCAGUACGUCGUCUUUGCCACCGAUGGAGUCAGCCCGCCUCCGCCUGGUGGUGAACCCAUGUCCAUCCGCCCCUGGAGAAGCUUGGACAAGCCGAAGUGGGCCUGGAUAGGAUGGAAGGCUCUCUGA
Molecule: messenger RNA, 498 nt
Organism: Canariomyces notabilis
Lineage: Eukaryota; Fungi; Ascomycota; Sordariomycetes; Sordariales; Chaetomiaceae
Exons: 2
Coding region: 1-498 (165 amino acids)
Source: RefSeq, a predicted model, not a curated record